AUGGCGUCCUCGCAGAAAUUUCACAUUGCUGCCAACAUCCUCAAUUUAAAAUCCUGUGAAGACGAGGAGAACAAGGACCCCGCCGUCGAGGACGAGGCCGUCGAUUCAGUUGUGGGCCUUUGGGAGCCCUCGGAGGGGGUCCGUGAGACUCUUGAAAAGGCUCCUGUCUUCAGGCAUGAGGCAACACGUUUCCUUCACAUUGUGGCUUCUGAGGAGGGGUCUCAUUUCAAGUGCGGGAGAAAGAUCUCAACCUCUUAUGUGCGCUGUGAGAGCUUGCCGAAAGAGAGGCGAGUGAUUCAAGUUGAACAGUCCAUGCUGAAGUCAUUGCACAUGCUUAGGCCUAGGCUUCUGAGUCCUUUGGGGACCUGUGAGAGUGCUUUGAGGGAUCAGAUGCGGGACCACCCGAGGGCAGGUACUCUUGUGAAUGCUCCUUCGGAAAUGUAUCUCAAGGUGCCAACCGGCGGAGGCAGCAACAUGGCCGCUUCUUACUCAGAUAGCCGUAGUGUCUUCGAUGCCAGGGUAGAUGCAUGUGGAUUGCCGAGGGAAGAUGCUGCGAAGGUCAAAGCGGCGGUGGGUUCGCUUCGGCAACUCGCCUUCAUAUCAAGCUUUACCCCGGGUCAAGCGGAUGAGGCCCCGCUUAUGGCUGCUCUGAAGUCGAUGCUGGGCCGAGAUGCUGAAUUGGCUGUUCAAGCUAGUCUCAGGGCAUUGUACCACGAGGCUUAUGCUAUUGUUACUUCAGAGAUGCGCCAAAAGAUCGAGAAGAGUGAAGAGCCCACGGCAAGGAGGCUCACCCAGCCCGAGCGUGCCGAGAGGCAUGAGAAGCAAGUCGCGAAGUCGCUUUGCAGUGCACAGGGAGAUGCGAUCGCCGGUGGUCCCGACAAGGCACAAGCGUUUUGCUGUUGUGAGAAAGGCCGUUUGACACUGGUAGCGGAGCCUGUCUUCCGAGCCUCAGAGAACGGAGUCGACGUCCCGGCUCCCAACGAAGCCGACCCCUGGCAGAGCCAGGACCCAUGGGCGAGAUGGCGGACAGAGACCGCCGAGGUGACCAAUGAUACUCCGACGACACCGACCGAUGAGACGACAGCUGAAGCUAGCGACGACCACCACAACGGGAACACUGCUGACAACAGUGGCUGGGAGAGCCGCUCUGGACCGGGCGGGGGAACGCCGGGUCCUCAUGAGCGACCUAGAUGGUCGGACGCAGCUUGGCGCGAGUGGCUGCAGGGCACCUGGAAGCCAGAGUUUGGCGGGCAGGUGGACGACAACUACGGCACCGACGGCCGGAGGACUUCCACUACUUCGGCGGACUCCAACGGGGCGACUGGCGCUACAGCGACAAGGCACCCACCGAAGAAGUGGUGGGAAGGAGGGACGGAUUGGAGCCGCGAGCAGUGGCACGGCACUUCGUGGACCUGGGCGGCGGACCCUGGGGCGGCCAGUACUCGUACCUCUACCUCGGCCCCGACGAACACGCCGGCUACCCGAUUCAGCGCGACGCUUACGGCAUGGACGAGCACGAGACCUACGGAUGGUGGGGAGCGGCCCGCUGGCGGACCCGAAGGCGGAGGCGGCAAAGGACCAUCCGAGAAGCUGAUCAUCCCGUCGUUCAGCGGCGACGGGGAAGGUGCGGAGCUCGGGACGAGUGCACGGAGCUACCUUCGCCAGGUGGACGCCUGGGAACGCAUGACGAAGCUGGCGCCCAGUCAAAGGGCACUCGUCCUCUACCAGCACCUGGAGGGCGCAGCAUGGAUCAACGCCGAGGCGCUGAGCAUGGAGGCGCUGAGCUCGGCCGAUGGCGUCGGCUAUCUACGACAGUGGGUACAGCAGCACUACCUGGACGUGGAGGUGACGUCAGUUGGGCGAUCGCUUUCGGACCUGUUUCGCAAGCUGAAGCGGAGGUACAACCAGAGCUUCCGGGACUACACGGCCGAGUUCAACCGGCUGCUGGCGAGGGUCGUGGAGUGCGGGUGCAAAUUGCCGGAUGUGGCUACGGCAUGGUUGUACGUAGAUCGGGCCAGUCUCGACGAGGCCACCGAGGUGAGCCUCCUGGCGAGCGUCGGCAACAAAUACCAGUUGUUGCAACUCCAACAGGCAGCAAUUAUAUUGGACAGGUCCAUGAGGAAACCGUGGGAGAAGAGCGGCAAACCUGAUGGUGCGCGACGGCCACAGACCGUGCACCACACCGAGGACGCCGAGAACAACGACGGGCCGGAGUCCGACGAGGAGCCGCCUACGGAGGACGUGCCCGGCGAGGACGGGGAAGCGCUCUACGUCGCCUACAUGACCGCUAAGGCCCGCUACAAGGACACCACGCGGGCCCGGGGAAUCGACAUCGACGCUGUGAAGAAGACGGCCGAGGAGCGGAUCAAGGCGGCGAAGGCGAGGAGCUAUUGCUCCGUCUGCCACCAAAAGGGGCACUGGCACAGAGAUGCCUGCUGUCCAAAGCGAAAGCCUGAGGUGCAGACCGUGAAUGUGGCCCAUGAACUGGACAGCCUCCGACCGGCUGCCUCCCUGGGACUCCAGGCCAUCACCGACUCCGCGUGUUCCAAAUCGGUGGUGGGGACUACAUGGCUGCAGGGAUACCUCAACAUGGUGAGAAACCAAGGCAAGGUCCCGGAGCUGAUCUCCGAGCGCGAGGCCUUCCGCUUCGGAGCGAGCCGGGUGUACGAGUCCACGUACGCCACCGUGAUCCUGUUCUACCUGGGGAGCGCCUGGGUCGCCGUGAAGGCGGCGGUGAUCCAUGGGGAUAUUCCCCUUUUGCUAUCGAAGCCCUGCCUGGCGAAGUUGGGGAUGGUCAUGGACCUCGAGCACAACACGGCGGACUUCCGGAAGCUUGGCAUCACCGGGCUGCAGUUGCUCACGACUCCCACUGGCCAUCCCGCGGUAGCUGUGUGCCACAAGGGCAAAAGCCUUCCCGAUCCGAGUGCCCUGCCAAAGGCCUGGGGGCCGGACGGCACUGAGAUCAUCGCCGAGGCCGCUCAGGUAUAUAUGACUGUUGUUGCAGGACAGGGUCAGGGAGAAGGGCCGGGUUCGGGAGUGCAUCAGAUCUUCUACGAGAAGAAGGUAGAUGAGGCCGCUAGGGCAAUGCUCGUUGGUGAUCAUCUUUGCCAUGCUACAUUCCUUCAGUGGUGGAGAAGCACUACUUUGACCCCGAUAAGUGGAAGACCCAAAGCACACUGCAACGCGAUCUACUACAACAGGCCCUUGGAAGCAUUCGCGAAACAUGGGGGAUCGCAUGCAGCAGCCGGCGUCCGCUUAGCACCGUCUGUCACUUGUGGAGGGACACGCAAUCUGAGAGCGACUGCGGCAGCUACCCAACUCUAUGGAUCGGCCGCAGCGUCUUCAAUCGAGAGCGACCUAACAGCCUGUUCCUUUGCCCUCCUCGUGAUGAGCCACGGCAAGGCGACAUGGACCAUGAACAAGACACAGCUGUUGGCCGAAUGCACACGAAGGAGCCUGGCGGUGGAUCCGAAGUGGACGGUGACCGAGCUGCGCCACGUCUUGGCCGGGGACUCCAAGCACUACCACUACCGCGAGUCGCCACCGGAGGUGCCGAAGAGCAUCUCGAAGAUGACUCGCGACGAGUUGGUGUCGGAGGCGGAGAAACUGGGCAUCGAAGUCGGGACCAAGGACCCGAAGGGUGCCAUCAUGAUGCGGAUCCGAGACCACGCGGCGCCGGACACCACGAUGAUGACGAUCGGCCGCUUCCGCGGCGAAUCCUUCGUGAACAUCCCGGACAGCUACGGGGACUGGGCGUCGGAGGAGGAACGGAUCAACGGCGACAACAUGCACCCGGAGAUGAAGCGAUAUGUUACAUGGCGUCGCAACCACAAGGCGAGGAAGAGCUCCGCGGGGUACAUCAACAAGAACAAGGCCCGGAACUACCUCGACGUGGAGGCGAGCGCGCUCAUCCCGCCACCACCGAUCAGCGAGACCGGGGCCUCCUCAUCGGCAGUGUGGGACAUGGUAGAAGGGAUGGGCAACCCACCGUCGGCCACAGCCAAGGCAACAUCGAGACCCACGAGAAGACCCCUCGAGGAGGACAAGAACGCCCGGAGGAUGGAAAGGGAUGUGGAGCCGCACAUGUUGGAGGAAAUCCGCAACCUGGAGGAGGGCACGAUCAUCCCCGAGAGCGACAAGGACUUCUACCCCAAGAACCCGGUCCACGACACCACCGAGGCAGAGGGCGGCUCUACUAGGACGGCGACCGUCUUCGCCGCCGAGGAGGCGAUCAUCCCAGAGAACGACGAGGACUUCUACCCCAAGAACCUGGUCCCCGGUGGCGCAGAAGCCAAUGAUCAGGACUACGAGUCGUGCGAGUCGUCCGAGUCAGCCGUGGCCCAAGAGGCUCUCUACACCAAGCAUGAUGCGCAGGAAUGUCUCGUCACCGAGUUCGGGUACAAGGACGGCGUCACAGGCGGCGAGGAGAUGGCGAGGCGAGCCCUACAGGAGGAACGAUUCGGAGACGAGGACGUCGAGACGAUCUUGGACGCCUGUGAGUUCGGGCACAGAAGGGACCGCCCCGGAGUGCACGCGCAAGGCGUGGAAGAGCGAUGCGUCCUGGGCUACUACGCGUUCGGGAAGUUCCAUGGAGUCACCAAGCGCAGUGGGGCAUGGAGCUACCUGACGAGGUACCUCAACCGUUUCCUCCAAGUUCGGUGCGGGGCCGCGAGCUCUACCUGGACAUCUUUGUCUAUAUGUCUGAACGCUCCGGCCGGGAUCCACACCGACCGGACCAACCUCCCGGGGAGCCUCAAUGUGAUGUGGACUGGCGGCCAACACCGAGGCGGGGGACUGUGGAUCGCGGACAAGGAGGGCACCGAGAUCAGGCGCGACGACAACGGGGAGUAUGUGGCGGGCAAGAUCAUCGAGACGAAGGGCAGGAUCACCUCCUUCGACCCGAAAUGUAAGCACGCAAGCGAACCUUGGACAGGCCGCCGUUGGAGUGUCGUCGGCUAUGUUGCCCGGAGCUUCCCCUACGCCUCCAAGGUCUCCAAGCGUGUGCUCUCGAAGCUCGACUUCCCUGUGCCCACGGCCACCGACCUCCGUUGUUUCAGGGAGGCCAACGUCAGCAACCACCAGCGGGAAAGCAACUCGAGGAGGCCCAGGAAGAGCGUCCAGCGGGGUCUCUGGAAGAAUGCAGCAGCGAUUUCAAUGAUGAUGACUACAGCGUUGGCUACGAUGUCCUCGUUCGCGAUGGAGUACACGGAACCUCGGGCCAAGCCGCGGGUCGCUAUCCUCGAGGUCGGCGACGUGACGGCCACAUGCUAUGCGGCCGGGAUCUGUCCGGAGGGGGGGAGCGUCGCCGAGCCCAUGUUGUAUUCCGACUUGGAGUACGCCGACAAGCUUACAGAUUGCAACUUCGGGCCCAUCGAGGUGGGCACGAUCAAGCAUGAGCCCGGGGAACUUUGGCUACAUGUCACGAGGGACUGGCUGGCCACGGACGUGAAGGAGGACGCCGAGCAGGCAAUGGACCGCCAGCUGCGCGACGGGCGCAGUGUCGUUCUGCAAAGGGGCGCCAGUGAUAUCGGCCUCUGGGAAGAUGCCACGUCCGGCUGGGAAGACGCCGGGUACACGGUCGACUAUGACAUCGACCAGAAUGGCAACGAGUACGUGAAGGUGUCGCCCGCCGAGGACGACCCCGACGAGCCCUAUGUGAUCUACGCGGCCGACGCCGUCGGAGAGAGGGACGGAGUGAAGCCCGACCGGGACGGAGCGCGGUCGUGGGCGUGGAUUUGUUCUAUGUGCAUGAUGUCGAGGGCAACCCACGAGCUACUCUCCAUCGUCGACUACUCCUCGGCGUACCAAGUCGUGAUCCCAGUUGCCCGGAAAGACACACCGCAUAUCGAGCGAGCGUUUUGUGAAGGAUGGGCAAAUAUAUUUGGGGCUCCAGAGGUCGUCACGGUGGAUCUGGAGAACGGCUUGCAAAAGGCGCUCGCCAAGGUCGGCGAUUGGGCCGGCAUGCGGAUAAAGUCCGCGGCCGGACAGGCCCAUUGGCAGGCCGGCUUUGUCGAGCGGCACGGAGGGAUCUGGAAAUCGAUGUUCAGUCGGGUGAACGAGGAGAUGUCCGUCGUCAAGGGGGAGAUCCACCUGGCAACGAUGGCCGUCUCCAGCGCCAAGAACCACCUCACCAGAUCUGGAGGGUACAGUCCACAGCAACAUGUGUUCGGGACGACGCCCAGGGUUCCGGAGGACUUACUCGAGGGCCCUCACGCACGGAGUGCCGACGACGGUCCAGUCAUCGACGACAAGCACGCCAGGGAGGUCGCCAUCCGGACGAGCGCCCGCGUCGCCUACCACCACGUCCAGACCGACGAGAGAGUGAGGAGAGCAGGUGUACUACUUCCGGAAGACGCAAAGCGCGGUAUGUGGGUCGGACCUGGCACCGUGAUAGGCGAGGAGGGCACCAACAUAUGGGUGUCAAAGGGCGGACGAUGUGUUCUGUGUGCGGAGGAACACGUGAGAUUGGCGACGCCAGAAGAAUUGGGGCAGGCGUUCAGUAUGCGAGUCGCCCGGGAAGAUCUGGAACGGCUCCUUGGAGGCGACCCGGAGGAUGAGGAGAUCUACGGGGAUGACGAAGGCGACGCCAACGGCCACGGCGGAGCGGACCUACCCAGCGACCUCGACGACAUCCUCGACGAGAUGAGCCUGCCCGACGAAGUCGCCUACGAUAUGGAGGCGGAAGACGAGGAGGCGAGAGGGGCGAAGACCGAGCGCUCCAAGGCCAAACAGCUCGAGAAGGAGAUCCCAUGGUCCCAGAUCCCCGACGAGGUCAGGCCCCUGUUCAUUGAGGCCGAGCGCAAGCAAUGGAACGAGCACUUGGAGCAUAAAGCCUUGGAAAUCAUGGACAUCCAAAGCAGCUUGAAGGCCCGGGCCGAGGUGCCAAGGGAACGCAUACUGCCCUCAAGGUACGCGUACCGCGAUAAAGCCAUGGGCAAGCGGAAGGCGUGCCCAGAGACGCCAUGGCGUGCCAAGGCACGGCUGGUUGUCGGAGGACACCUCGAUCCAGAUCUGGGCGGCGGCCUCACGACAGACAGUCCCACCAUCAACCGGUCCUCACUCAUCAUGCUGCUCCAACUGGCCGCUUCACUGCGAUGGGAACUGGCUGCCGGCGACAUCCAGGCGGCAUUCCAGCGGGAGCUGUUUAUGGAACAGCCACGAGGCGGGGUCGAGGGACUCGACCCAAGGCAACUCCUGCGGAUCCGGAAGGGGAUCUUCGGACUCGCUGAGUCACCACGAAUGUGGUACGACCGCUUGAACCAGGUGCUCACGGAGGAGACCUUUGUCAUCGACGGCGUGAACCACCGCCUACGACCUUGCCCCCUCGACCCAUGUGUCUACCUACUACAGGCCGAGGGCGAACCCCGACCACGCGCCUACAUCGGGAUCCAUGUUGACGACCUGAUCAUCCUGGCACCACGCGAGGUACGAUUGGCACUGCAGGAGAAGAUCAGCGCCCUGUUUCCGGUGGACAGCUGGGAAAGCGAGGAAUUCGACUACAUCGGCUCGAGCAUCUCCGUCAAGGACGGCACCGUGAAAGUGAACCAGGCGGCCUUUGUGGAGGGCCGACUCUUCACCGUCGAGGUCCCCAAGAACCAAGAGGGGGACCAGCCGGCCACCGAGGAGCAGAUGAUCGACAACAAGUCCCUCAUAGGGGCCUUGUCAUGGCUGGCAAGCCAAUCAAGGCCCGAUUUGCUGUGCCCUGUCGCCCUGGCACAGCAACUCCAGAGAGCGCCGACCACCGACGACGUCCGCUUCACUAACACCACAGCGCUCCGUGCCGAAGCUCACAAGGACAAGGGCCUCACGCUACACCCUGUCGACCUCAACAGGGCAGUCAUAGUCGUCUACCACGAUGCUGCGUGGGCCAAUGCCGAGCACGAGGAGGCCGAGCCCGGGUUCGAGCUUAAGGCGGAGGAGAUCCAGAGUGGGAACAUCGGGGCGGGACUCUACAGCGACAAGAGACCUCGACUACCGAAGCGGGCGAGGUCGAAGCUGGCGUCACAGCUUGGCCACCUGGUGUGCCUCUGCGACAGGGACAUCGCCAACGGAGCAAGAGUCCCCGUCGGGAUCCUGGAAUGGCGGAGCAAUGCCUCAAAGAGAGUGUGCCGGAGCACGUUUGGGGCCGAAACAAUGUCGGCGGUUGAGGCUCUAGAGGCAGCACAGUACCUCCGUGCCCUCAUGGCCACCUUGGUUAGCGGUCGCCUGGUGAAACACGAACAGGCCGCGGAGUUCUGCCCGAUCCUGGCGCUCACCGAUUGCAAGUCUCUUCACGAUUUUCUUCACCGAGCCGGACAGCCGAGACUCCCCUCCGACCGCCGGCUAGCUAUAGACCUGGCGGCCUUGCGCCAGGACCUACGUGCUGAAGUACCAGCAGGAGCCCCUCAGCAGAAGGGAAUACCCUUCAGGUGGAUACCCACCACCCUCCAGAUGGCCGACGUGCUCACCAAGCCACGCCGAGGUGAUGAGUGGUGGUCCAUGCUUGAAGAGGGGAUACAGCUGCCGUUCGCGGACGGAACCUUGUCGCUUUGCAGUGCACAGGGAGAUGCGAUCGCCGGUGGUCCCGACAAGGCACAAGCGUUUUGCUGUUGUGAGAAAAGGCCGGUGCGCCCUUUAGUUUCGGUAGCGGCUGCCAGUGUCAGCUGCUCCCAGCAGUUUGACAGUGCUUAUCAAGGGCCCUUCGGAGCCCAGCGAGGCACUCGUCGACAAGGCCGUACAUUUCUUGGGAAUCUUGCACCUCCCGGGAGCAAGAAGUUGCAUCGGAACGAAAGAAGGGGACAUUCGGGGAAGCUUAAAGUCGAGAACAAAGAUGCUGAGGACAAGGCCUCCACUGCUUCGGAGGUCCAUGUGCUUCAGGCUUUGCAGAGGCGAUCACUUGCCCUGGAUCAGGCAAAUCUUGUUGAGUACACCCUGAUGCAGCAAUGGUCGGACCGCCUGUUGCGUGCCAGGAUGGACGAUCCACCGCCCCAGUACAGCCGUCCGUCUUGGAGCCAGCUUGUGGCUGCAGACAAGAAGCUCUUCAGUGAGUUGCGGGAUCUGACGAGAGACGGAGUCCAGUCAUCAAGUGGAGGGGCGCGCCCGCUUGACAAGCACCUCCCUGCUGUGAUGAUGUCGUACGAUGUGGUCUGCUUGCUCCAGCCUAUGCCUCAGUCAGCCAGUGGGCGGAGCUCCGAUGAUUCCGGCAAGGAGCGCCCCGCUCCCUACACUCCCAAGGGUCCUAGGAAGGGCGCUGGGAAAGGCAAAGAGGGCAAGGGAAAGGGACGCAUGCCUGCGCAGCUUAUCGCUUGGGGCUGCACUUCGAGUACCAAGAAAGGAAAUCCGUACUGUUAUGGGUUUCAGCUUGGCAACUGCCAAAAUGCUGUGACCAACAAUGCCUGUGUGAGAGGCUUGCAUGCUUGUGCCAUCCCGAAGUGCGGGCAGCACGGGCACGGGGCCUCCACGUGCCCGAAGAGGAAACAAGAGUGA
Messenger RNA from Symbiodinium sp. CCMP2592, 9465 nucleotides. Lineage: Eukaryota; Dinophyceae; Suessiales; Symbiodiniaceae. The record is from the annotation of a GenBank genome assembly.